Tilletiopsis washingtonensis is the source of this 751-nucleotide messenger RNA. Its product is annotated as cleavage and polyadenylation specificity factor, 25 kDa subunit. The coding region runs from base 85 to 711 and encodes 208 amino acids. The record is from RefSeq and is a predicted model, not a curated record. Gene Ontology annotation, molecular function: mRNA binding. The transcript has 5 exons. Gene Ontology annotation, cellular component: mRNA cleavage factor complex. NCBI's taxonomy places the organism in Eukaryota, Fungi, Basidiomycota, Exobasidiomycetes, Entylomatales.
CAGCAGCUGCCUGCGUCUCACUCACCACCUCGCUGCCGCUGCUGCACACUCCCGCUGCUGCUGCCGCGCCGCGCCCUGCCCGGCAUGUCGCAGAGCAUCAUCUCGCUGCACCCGCUCAGCGCCUACACGUUCACCGUCAAGGAGCAGCAGCCCGAGGAGGAUGCCAGCGUCGCCGCGCGCCUGCAGCGCCUGCAGAACAACUACGAGGACUUCGGCAUGCGCCGCACCACCGAGGCCGUGCUCGUCGUGCACGAGCACGGCCACCCGCACGUGCUCAUGAUCCAGAUUGCCAAUGCCUUCUUCAAGCUGCCCGGCGACUACCUGCGGCCCGGCGAGGCAGAGACAUCCGGCUUGGCUGCACGCCUCGAGACGAUCCUCGCGCCGAGCCCCGCAGAGCCCAACUCAUACGGGCCACGCGGGCCAGCCGGCGAGGCAGGCGACUGGGAGAUCGGAGACUGUCUGGCAGAAUGGUGGCGCCCGAGCUUCGAGACGUUCAUGUACCCGUACGUGCCGCCACACAUCACCAAGCCCAAGGAGUGCAAGAAGCUCUUCCUCGUGCAGGUGCCGCCAACAAAAACGCUCGCCGUGCCCAAGAACAUGAAGCUCCUCGCCGUGCCGCUGUUUGAGCUGUACGACAACUCACAGCGCUACGGGCCGCAGCUCGCCGCCAUUCCGCAUCUCCUCAGCCGCUACAACUUCGUCUAUCUCUAGAGUCACGCACGCACCGCAAACACAAAUGUAUCAGUAUGCU